Athalia rosae (coleseed sawfly) is the source of this 4519-nucleotide messenger RNA. RefSeq names its product serine-rich adhesin for platelets-like. Bases 763 to 3987 code for a protein of 1074 amino acids. Lineage: Eukaryota; Metazoa; Arthropoda; Insecta; Hymenoptera; Athaliidae. The record is from RefSeq and is a predicted model, not a curated record. The transcript is spliced from 7 exons.
GUAACUCGCAGCUACCUCCCAGACUAGCGAACUAUCGAGAUGAUUUCUAGCCCGGGUCUUCGGGGCCCCCGACGUUACGAGAACGCGACGCCCACAGCACAUGCCAAUAUAAUCUGCUUCGCCGCAGGUAAUCGAGGAAUUGAUAGGCUUGAAAAGCUCAGCCAUGACCAGAGUCGUCCGUUCGCGGGAGGAUGAAUAAAAACUGAGAUGGUUUUUAGUUUGUGUAUUUAAGCCUACGGUACGAUGGGCAGUCAGGCGUGGCUCAUUUCGGAGUAUGAGAUUCGUUCCACGCGGAGGUCAUGGAAAAUAAAGAAUCAAUCGGUAUACCGUUACAUUCACCCUCGAGCAGUAUGUAGCCAGUAGUAAUUACGGGCGUCGCGGAACGUCGUGCGACGCCCAGUACCUCCGGGCCAACUGUAUCUCGUUCACCAGUCGUUAUUGAUAGAUUUAAUCCUGGAUUUGCUGUACAACGAAAUCUAAGUAUACAUCGUAAUGACUGUGCAUUAUUGGCACAACGUAUAUCGGGUUAUUUUGAACCUGGCUUUACAACACAAAUCACUGUGUCAAAUGUUCCUCUACGCUGAUUCAUUUGAAUAAAAUGAAAUCCGUUUAUCAUAAAUCUAUGAAAGGGAAAAUACGUCUUUCGAAGCGUUUUUUAAUGAGUUGCCGGUAGCUAUUACGAGUUUUCCAUACCCUAGUAAAUUUCUUGUCUAUAUAUCGCAACUCGAUCUACAAAUUUCCAUCAGUUCUCUCUAGGUCACCAUGAAGCUCGCUUCUCUAGCUCUGAUCAGUCUACUGUCCGUGGUAGCUUUCGCCGGGCCGAUCAGAGACAAGACUUUGAACAGCGCACUAGCUUUUUCAAGUGCCGGUACAAGUGGCGGAGGAUUGAGCAUCGCUCAUGCUGGAACUUCCACGUCGGCCGAUGGUGACGUUGCCGAAGCUCGAGCUUUGGCAGUUGCUACAAUUUACAGUGGGAACCCCUUCCUAAAUAAUCAGCCUCUACGUUCCUCCGGUUUGUCUUUGGGACGGGAAGCUCCUCAGGUGGCAUUCACUUCCGGUAGCGAAAUUUCUGGGCUUUCCACAAAAUCAGUAGACCGCGUAAACUCGAAAUUAUCCAACGUCUAUGAGGGGGGUCAAUACAUAGGCUGUUUUGGUGACGGUUCAACUCGCCAUGCGUUUAAUUCGCAAUUGGAAGAAAGUGAACGUGAUAAUAGUUUCAACACUGAACUAAACAAACAGCACAAAUCUUCAAGUGAAAAUUUCGAGAAUUUGGCAAGUUCCGAUUCUCGGCUAGGAGCCUCUGAAAUUCAAGAGUUUGGAAGUAUCGCCAGCGCAGGAGUGAAUCAGAACAAAGGUUCUAACGAAAUUCAAGGAGUCGGAGCCCUUAAUGGAAAAAUUACGUACUUUGCACAAAGUGGGCCGGUAAUACACAUCGUCACAGCUGAUAACGAAAACAAAAAUGAAGCUUCGGGGAAGAAUGACGGAUACGGAUCAACAAGUGCUGCCGGCACUGUUCUCGGACUGGGUGAAGUGCGCGAUCAGCAUGCUCAGGAGUCUUUGAAUUUAGCAUCACAUGAUGCAAGGCAAGACCCGCCAUCAGUUGGUUUGCCAUUAGCACAAGUUGUGGAACGCGUUGCCGAUUCUUCCGCAGGACGUUCGGAAGAUAAUGCCAAAGUUUAUGACUCAUCUACGUCUAGUGAACUUGUCGCACAAAGCAACAUCAAUCUCGACGGUACAUUCCAAAAUUCUUUCCAAAAUGAACAGUCAAGCUCCAGCUCGAGUCACUCGAUGUCUAAAGAAAGCUCAUUCCAAUCGUCCAGCUCACACAGCAAUUCUUACAACAUCGAUUCUUAUGCCUCUAACGUCAAAAUACAAGAUACGCAGGAACACGCAAAUUCUGCGAUACUCAGUCAGAACCAGCUUUCGAGCGGUCUAUCAUCCGCACAAUUUACGGUAUCUGUCGCUGACUCUUCUGUGGGUCAGUUGGAUCAAAGUUCCACUGCCUACGACUCAUCUAAGUCUAGUGGAAUUAUCGCACAAAGCAACAUCAAUCUUGAUGGUUCACAUCAAAGUUCUCAUGAAGACAAACUGUCCAGCUCCAGUUUGAGUCAGUCAGCAACUGGAAAAAUCUUAACGGAACCAUCGACCUCUGGGAAGGCUCCGCACAAGAUCGAAUCAUUUACCUCUGAUCUCAGGAUUCAUGAUGUGCAGGGGCAUGCCAAUUCUGCAAUACUGAGCGAAAGUCAGAAUCAACUUUCAAAUGAUGUAUCGUCUGCACAACUUAUGGUAUCUGUCGCUGAAUCUUCUACCGGAAAUUCGGAACAUAAUGCCAAUGCCUACGACAAAUCUGAAUCAAGUGGAAUCGUCGCACAAAGUAACAUCAAUCUUGAUAGUUCGCUUCAAAGUUCCCAUCUAGACAAACUGUCCAGCUCCAGUUUGAGUCAGUCAGCGACUGAAGAAAGCUCAUCGCAAUCAUUGACCUCCAAGAGCACGAACCAACUUUCGAGCGGCCUGUCAUCCGCACAAUUCGAGGUAUCUGUCGCUGAAUCUUCUACCGGAAAUUCGGAACAUAAUGCCAAUGUCUGCGACAAAUCUGAAUCAAGUGGAAUUGUCACGCAAAGUAACAUCAAUCUUGAUGGUUCGCUUCAAAGUUCCCAUGAAGACAAACUGUCCAGCUCCAGUUUGAGUCAGUCAGCGACUGAAGAAAGCUCAUCGCAAUCAUUGACCUCCAAGAGCACGAACCAACUUUCGAGCGGCCUGUCAUCCGCACAAUUCGAGGUAUCUGUCGCUGAAUCUUCUACCGGAAAUUCGGAACAUAAUGCCAAUGUCUGCGACAAAUCUGAAUCAAGUGGAAUUGUCACGCAAAGUAACAUCAAUCUUGAUGGUUCGCUUCAAAGUUCCCAUGAAGACAAACUGUCCAGCUCCAGUUUGAGUCAGUCAGCGACUGAAGAAAGCUCAUCGCAAUCAUUGACCUCCAAGAGCACGAACCAACUUUCGAGCGGCCUGUCAUCCGCACAAUUCGAGGUAUCUGUCGCUGAAUCUUCUACCGGAAAUUCGGAACAUAAUGCCAAUGCCUACGACAAAUCUGAAUCUAGUGGAAUUGUCGCACAAAGUAACAUCAAUCUUGAUAGUUCGCUUCAAAGUUCCCAUCAAGACAAACUGUCCAGCUCCAGUUUGAGUCAGUCAGCAACUGGAAAAAUCUUAACGGAACCAUCGACCUCUGGGAAGGCUCCGCACAAGAUCGAAUCUUUUAGCUCUGAUCUCAGGAUUCAUGAUGUGCAGGGGCUCGCCAAUUCUGCUAUGCUGAGCGAAAGUCAGAAUCAACUUUCAAAUGAUGUAUCGUCUGCACAACUUGUGGCAUCUGUCGCUGAAUCUUCUACCGGAAAUUCGGAACAUAAUGCCAAUGUCUGCGACAAAUCUGAAUCAAGUGGAAUUGUCACGCAAAGUAACAUCAAUCUUGAUGGUUCACGUCAAAGAUCGCAUCAAGACAAACUGUCCAGCUCCAGCUCGAGUCACUCGACGUCUGAAGAAAGCUCAUCGCAAUCAUUGAGCUCCAAGAGCGCCAACCAACUCUCGAGUGGCCUGUCAUCCGGACAAUUUACGGUAUCUGUCGCUGACUCGUCUGCGGGUCAGUUGGAUCAAAGUUCCAGUGCCUACGACUCAUCUAAGUCCAGUGGAACUAUCGCACUAGGCAACAUCGGUCUGCACGGUUUAUUCCAAACCUCCAGUCAUGGUAAAAAGUCUAGCUCUAGCUCAAGUUAUUCGACAUCUGGAAGUUCAUCACAAUCAUCGAGCUUCCAUAGCGGUCCAUACAACAUCGCACUUCUUGCUUCUGGUGAUAUUAGCCAUCAGGACGCUACGAGACCCGGCGUUUUGACUUCGUAUGGAGGAAGUCAAGUCCAACAAUCUAUUCCAUCCGCAUCUGGAUUUUUGAAGGGUGUCGUUCAUUCCGCUACGAAUACUUCUAAACGUUUAUUGUCCGGAUAGAACGAUAGCGGCCUCGACGGUGACAGGAAACGCUUACAAGUUCAAUCACUUCCAUAUUCAAGCUCACACGAAGCUCGUACACAAAUGGAUGUUGGUAAAUAAAGAUAUUCACUGGUUUGUCAGAACUUGAUAUGUCAUGAAAUUGGCGAAUCAUGUUCACACGUUGGAUUGUUACCGAAAUAAUUAUCGAGCAAUCUGGUAUGCGAAAUACAUAAUUUAUGGUUUUAUCGAUCGCGCGCUAUACAGCUGGUGUUUUAAAUACUUAGAUCGUAUGCUGCAGCGUCGGUGACGUUAAUUAAACAAGUUUCCUUUCCAAGACUGUGCACGAUUCAUGCAUCCGAUUUGAAUAAUCCAUUUCACCCGCUAAUCGAACCUGUUCCUCGAUGCUCACCAACAGCGCCAGAAAAAAAUCUUCCAGAGCUUUAAUAUGCAGAAAUGAUAUAUUUGCUUGCGAGGGAGACUGAGAUUAGCGUACAAAAUUGAUUGAUGAAAAAUCAACGGUGAUCAGAAAGUCGACUUUUGUCCACACCGA